Molecule: messenger RNA, 2422 nt
Organism: Cottoperca gobio
Lineage: Eukaryota; Metazoa; Chordata; Actinopteri; Perciformes; Bovichtidae
Gene: dcaf7
Product: ddb1 and cul4 associated factor 7
Exons: 7
Coding region: 247-1275 (342 amino acids)
Molecular function (GO): protein binding
Source: RefSeq, a predicted model, not a curated record
GUGUUUUGUUGGGCUUGACAGCGCUCUAAAUCGUAACGCGCAAUGCCACUCUUUGUUAAGUAAAGUGGUGAGAAAUCUUGGUCCUAAAUAAGAUAUAUGUUAUUAAAUGGUCAUUACCACCACAACUACUGAUAAUUGUUAUUGCAAGUUAAAGUAACUGCUGAUAGUUUGCGGCACGACUACUUAUUUCGCAGUUAGCUAACGCUAGCGUGUUAGCUGCUCGCACAACAGCUGCAGUUCGAGAGGAUGUCGCUUCACGGAAAAAGAAAAGAAAUCUACAAAUACGAGGCGCCAUGGACUGUGUAUGCGAUGAACUGGAGCGUCCGUCCAGACAAACGCUUUCGGUUGGCACUUGGGAGCUUUGUGGAGGAAUACAACAACAAGGUUCAGCUGGUGGGUCUCGAAGAGGAGAGUUCAGAGUUCGUCUGCAGGAACACGUUUGACCAUCCUUACCCCACCACCAAGAUCAUGUGGAUCCCAGACAGCAAGGGGGUGUACCCAGACCUGCUGGCCACUAGUGGGGACUACCUGCGCAUAUGGAGGGUCAGCGACACAGAAACACGUCUGGAAUGUUUACUGAACAACAACAAGAACUCAGACUUCUGUGCUCCCCUCACAUCCUUUGACUGGAAUGAAGUUGACCCCAAUCUGCUGGGCACUUCCAGCAUUGACACCACCUGCACUAUCUGGGGGUUGGAGACUGGUCAGGUGUUAGGACGAGUAAACCUGGUCUCUGGACACGUGAAGACGCAGCUGAUUGCUCAUGACAAAGAGGUGUAUGACAUCGCGUUCAGCCGUGCAGGCGGCGGCAGAGAUAUGUUUGCUUCUGUGGGAGCCGAUGGAUCCGUCCGCAUGUUUGACCUCCGACACCUGGAGCACAGCACCAUCAUCUACGAAGACCCCCAGCACCACCCGCUGCUCCGCCUCUGCUGGAACAAGCAGGACCCCAACUACUUGGCCACAAUGGCCAUGGACGGCAUGGAGGUGGUCAUCCUGGAUGUACGCGUGCCUUGCACUCCAGUGGCUCGGCUGAACAACCAUCGCGCUUGUGUCAACGGCAUCGCCUGGGCACCUCACUCGUCAUGUCACAUCUGCACUGCAGCCGACGACCACCAGGCUCUGAUCUGGGACAUCCAGCAGAUGCCGCGCGCCAUUGAGGAUCCCAUCCUGGCCUACACUGCUGAAGGGGAGAUCAACAACGUGCAGUGGGCGUCCACGCAGCCGGACUGGAUCGCCAUCUGCUACAACAACUGCCUGGAGAUCCUGCGUGUCUAAAAGCCACGGACACUUGGAUCAAGAAGCUCCUUCUUGUUUCAGAUUUAAGAACUUGAUUAUUAGUCCUCGUCCCACUGCUUUUUAAGACAAGGAUGGGCUCACGAGUGAACUUUCUGAAUGUGUUUGGAGUAUCUCACACACACACACACACACACACACACACACACACCAACCCCACAAUAACCUGGAUUACAUUAUGUCCCAGUUCUUUGCUCCACUGUUCUAUUAAACGUGUUUUAAGCUCCUAUUUAUUUUUGCUCACAGAGGUAGUGUUCAGAGGAUUUGAACUCUUGAACAGUUGUCUAUGAAAUUAAGAUUUUUAUACUUCUUGGUGUGAUUUCAGCCAGCUGUGAGAUUAUGAUGAAGGGUUUAGAUGUUGUGCAUUACAUCUGUUUGAGUUGUAAAGGUUGAUACAAACUACUGUAGGCGGCAGAAGACGACCUCUCUAAUGCGUACGAAUAUAUCGUAGCCUUGCGCCACAUCAUUGGCUAUUCAACAAUCAGUAUAUUAUGGCCUUGUUUACCCCUGCACACUUUUUCAAAUGGGUCGACAUACAAUAUCCUCCAUCCAAAUAAUCAAGGCUCAAACUUGCAACUUUUGUCAUUUGUAAAAUAACCAGAGGGAUUCACUGGUGGCGUCACACGGCGUGUUUUAGUUUGGCUGGUGACGUUGUGAGGCAGCCAUGUACAGAAACACUCAGAACCUACCAGAGCAAUGUCGUUCAGCCUUUUCUAACUCUACUCUACUCCCUCUUCUCCUUCUUUAUUUCGAGAAGAUUGUGCUCUGAAAGCUGUUUUCUUUGUGUUUUUAGAGUGACUUGUGAAAUGGGAUGAGCGUGAAACAACUUUCGGACUGAGUCUGCCUCUUUUUGUUGUUUUCAAUAAUUUAAAAAAGGGUCAUGUCCUUGUAGCAUGCCAUUACAAGGCACACGUGUACAUAUAAAUAUAUCAACUGAAGAUGUUGGUAAGACGAGUGUUCAUGUUGUAGCUUUUUCAUAAAGUUUAUUAUUGAAUUUGCUCUAAUAAAUUGUAUUCCUCCGUGUUCUAGGAACAAACUUGAUGUUUUCUUCAUUUUGUGGAGUUACCAGCACUGUUGUCUUUGUUAUGGAGGACAGACAAUGACACAUCAAUAAAUAAAUACAGAAACA